GAGGUCGCAGGACUAAUUGGUCGGUUUGAAAAAAAAAGAAAAGUAGAAAAAAAGGACUUUCGAGAGUGAAAAAAUCCUAAAUCGAGCGGACGCGAACAGGCAAAACUUCCAGCCGUUUGUUGAGCCGUGAUUUGGUUUAUUGAUUUGACGAAUCGCCGAAAUUAUUAACCGAUAGAGUGAGCUGUUUGUUGGAGUGAAGCACAUUUUUCCGGCCACUUCCCGGUUUGAUUCGGUAUGGAAACGGUGGCUCCGGCCAGGGGAAGAAAGCCGUGCAAAGACAUGGCCGAAGGUAAUGGUGAACUGGUGGACGAAAUGGCAAACCAGAAAAUGGGCGAAGGCGCUGGCGAUGGCGAACGGACAGAAGACUACACCAAACUGCUGGAGUAUGGUCUGGACAAAAAGGUUGCCGGCAAACUGGACGACAUCUACAAAACCGGCAAGCUCGCUCACUCCGAACUGGACGAACGAGCCCUGGACGCACUGAAAGAGUUCCCCGUCGACGGUGCCUUGAACGUCCUGAGCCAGUUCCUAGAGUCCAACCUGGAGCAUGUGUCGAACAAAUCGGCCUACCUGUGCGGGGUUAUGAAAACCUACCGACAGAAAAGCAGAGCCACCCAACAAGGACUUCCCACACCUGCAAUAACAGUACAAGCGAAAGGUCCCGACGAGGACAAAAUCAAAGCGAUUCUGGAACGCACAGGAUACACACUCGAUGUGACCACAGGACAACGAAAGUACGGUGGGCCCCCUCCAAACUGGGAAGGCGGCACUCCGGGUAACGGUUGUGAGGUGUUCUGCGGUAAAAUACCAAAGGAUAUGUACGAGGACGAGCUGAUACCGCUGUUUGAAAAGUGUGGCAAAAUCUGGGAUCUCCGCCUGAUGAUGGACCCGAUGACGGGUACGAAUCGGGGCUACGCGUUCGUCACCUUCACCUCACGAGACGCCGCCUGCAAUGCAGUGAGGGAGCUGAAUGAUUAUGAAAUUCGGAAAGGCAAAAAGAUUGGUGUAACGAUAUCGUUUAACAAUCACCGGCUCUUUGUCGGGAAUAUUCCUAAGAAUAGAGAUCGCGAUGAGUUGUUAGAGGAAUUUGCUAAAUACGCACCCGGCCUAAUGGAAGUGAUAAUCUACAGUUCACCGGACGACAAAAAGAAGAAUCGGGGAUUCUGUUUUCUCGAGUACGAAUCACACAAAGCGGCUUCGCUAGCGAAGCGGCGACUCGGAACAGGAAGGAUAAAGGUGUGGGGUUGUGAUAUAAUAGUGGACUGGGCGGAUCCCCAGGAAGAACCCGACGAACAAACGAUGAGUAAGGUGAAAGUAUUAUACGUGCGGAAUCUGACACAGGACACUAGUGAAGAAAAGUUAAAAGAAUGUUUCGAGCAGUUUGGUCGAGUCGAACGAGUGAAGAAAAUCAAAGACUACGCGUUCGUGCACUUCGAGGAUCGUGAUCACGCGGUCGACGCGAUGAAGGAUUUGGACGGAAAGGAUGUGAACGGUUCGCAUAUCGAGGUAUCCCUAGCGAAACCACCGUCCGACAAGAAAAAGAAGGAAGAAAUUCUGCGGGCACGGGAAAGGCGUAUGAACCAGUUUCUGCAGAGCAGAAUAGGGAUUGUUGGUGAUUUCGUUCCUCCCUACAGCAUGUCGCCCCAGCAUGCCGGUAUGAUGCCAGGUGCAAUGCCACCGAUGCGAGUUCCUAGCGGCGCCGGUGGUCCACGAGCUCCGAUGCGCGGCCCGAUGAGCCGCGGCGAUUAUGCAAUCGGUAAACGUAAAUUUGACGGAGGUCACCAAAAUCAAGGGGAUAUCAAACGGCGCUACGGAGCGGCAGCAGCAGCAGCAUUAGGGAAUCUUGGUAAUAACUGGGGCAGUCAGCCAUUGCCCCAGCAGCCCCUCGGCACCAACGGUGGGGAACAGUGGUACACCGAUACCUACUCGGUGUGGAGCUAAGAAGAAGAAGAAGAAGCAGCAUCCGCAGCGGGAAGGAUGAUGACGGCGAUAACGAAACCAGCGCAACUCUACAGCAAAUCAUACACUAGAACAUAAUCACAGUAAAGUAGAAAACACAAAAUGAAAAACAAUUUUCUGGCAACCAAUCGACUACACUAACACACACCGUGGCUACCACCGCCUACUACUACUACUACUACUACUACUACUACUAUUAGUACUACUUCUUUUUACUAACACCACUGCAAUUCGUUCAUCGGCACAUCGCGACACCUUUGAAGACAGUCAAUGCUCUCACAUACACAGAUGUAGUUACACUCUAAAUUAGAGAUAUUAAAUUGAAUGCUAAAGCACACACAGACACACACAAAAUAAACAAAAUUGAUCAAACUUAAUAUGGUAAACCAUGAGUAGUCCGUUUUAAGAAAAAUUCAAAAAUUAGAUCGCUAAAUGUUGUAAAAAUAAAAUCUAUCUUUCGCUACCCAUCAAGAAAAAAAAACAAUAAUAAGAGAAAGUAAAAAAAAUGACUGAUCUUUUCAUAAUUCUUAAUAUUUAAGGUUUAGACAUAAACGAAAACAAGCAGAAAAGUGAAAAAAAAUGUUCAAAACAUGAUACCAACCGAUCGAGUUGUAGGAACUAACCAAAAUUAGCAUUCGGAACCAUUGAGAUUAACCACUGAUGGAAGCCCAACAUUCGAUCACUUGUUCACCACACGCUAAACUAGAAUUAAAGAAACAAAAAAAAAAUAAAAACUAAAAUCAAUAUUAGUUCGAAAUGCGGAUCUCCACCACUAGCGAACCCGAGGGGGGCUGGGUAACGAAAAAGUGAUAAAAAAAUUACUACUUUAAAAUUAUUAUUACCAAUGUUUUCUAAUCGCUUAGGAUGCCUAAUGAAUUUUAAAACACAUGAAAGAUGGAAGAAACAAAAAAAAAGAAUUAAAUAUCCAAUGAUCAGUCCAACCUAAGGAGAGAGGGAUUUAGUUAGAUUGGAUUCGUACUGCUUUGACCGAAUUAGAUGGCGAAAAGAUCCGAGAAAUACGAAACAAAAUUAAAAACUGAUGCUUAGUGUUCAUGGCAAAAAAAACUGAAGUGUCGAAAGGUUCAAAAAAAUAAUCGCAGAAAUAAGGAAAAAUUCUCGUUUUGGUGACUCUUUGGGAUAAUAGCAAGCGAAAAAAAAAAGAAAGUGUAAAUAGAUAUUUCGGACAAGUGCGAAAACGCAGCGUGUAUUUAGUAAUAAACAUAACAAAAAAAGGGGAAAAAAACUAGCAGAAAAAUCAGUUUCGGAAGGCGAAAAACAAUAUUAGAAAAAAACAUAUUAGUGAUUUUUGGACGAGAAAAAAAAAGAAACAAAAAAGUCGUGAAACAAAACAGUCUUUAGUAGUAACACUUAUGGUGAAAUGUGAUUAAUAAGGAGAAAGAAAUUAUUUGUAAAAAGACGACGGAUUGUAAAAUUGGAUGUUUAGGAUUUAUAUAGGCUUUUCGGCGCAUAGCGCGUACGUAACGAAAAAAAAGUGAUCCAGUCCAGAUGCGGGAAAAUAAAAACGUCUACGAAGUGAUACCCAAAUUCAAAAUUACCGACCGGCGGAGAAAGAAAAAAAUGUACGAAUUGAACGACGGCGUUUGGUUUAGGAAACCGGCAAAACAAAAGCAAAACGUGUGAUUCGCAAAAGAAAAAAAAUCCCUACAUCGGCUCGUUUAUUUUUUUAGGUUUUUGACAAGGCAAGGUAAACGAACGAAACGUCAGAAUAGUCGGUUUAGCAGUAGCAUAACAAAAUUAGAUCAAAUAGAAUCGGAAUUCAAUCAAAAUGGCGCAAUGCUGCACGAGCGGAACGAAAACACACAACGGCAUAGACGUCUAUAACUAAUGAAAUCUUUGGUUGGAGGGAGACACAAAAAAAAGAAUGAUUGUCUGGCAUCACUUGCUUUACCGGGGGAUGAUAAGCCGCGAUCGUAGUGCCGUUUGAGUUUUAUUUUAAUUUUCUUCAAAUUUUAGCUUCUAUUAGUUUGGUGCUUUGUUUGGUUUCUUAUUUUUGCGUCACGUCAAAGUGACAUAUGUUGCACGUCAAACUUACGGACAAUUUGCGUUAAUAUGAUUACUGUCAUUUGGAGUUUCAUUUUGUUGAUUUGAUGAACCGUCAUUGAGACAGGACGCUUCAUCUAGUAGCCGUUGAAAUUUUGAUAUCUCUCUUUUCUGCAAUCACAGAGAUGUCAGGUCUUGGAAAGUUGCAAAACUUAAUUUGGAUGGAUGCUUGAUUAUCAUUUCGGUUGUUUGCGGUUUAAUUGUCUGUUAGGUGAAUUACCAAAUUUACUCAAAAUAAUUAGAAAGCGUAGCUGAUAGUAAUCGCACUGUUAGACAUCAGCGCAUUCCCAACAAACACAAUAGCUCCCAGUAACCAAUAACAAAAAUGUCAAUAUUUUUUGCUGACGUUACACCGCAAGCAAUUUAAAGCGCAAAACAACGUUGUCCUGUUGUUGUGACACCGAUCUAUCGAGGAAAAUGGAGAAAAACGUUGGGAACUAUAAUCCAGAAGAAAAAUGGCGCUCCCUACGAAGCAAAAAAAAAAGAACAAGAAGCUGCCUUAUUGAGAGAAAGAAAGAACAAACUAAGAAACAACUAAAGCGCUCACUACACUGAACGAAAAUUGCGUAGCCUUUAGUCUACUGCAAACACACGCGAACACAGCCAACCAGGAACCGUGGGAGAAAAGACUGAAACGAAAAUUAAUGUCAUGUUAUUUAGAAUGAAAGCAAAAAACGGAAGCACAGUGUAACUAAAAAAAAUUAAGAACACACGCAAGGCAAGCAGAGCGACGGCGGCCGUUCAGGCGGGAAUCACACGAUAUAAUCAAAGUAGGCAACGGUGUCAAAAUUUGCAACCGAUUUUCCCCGGGUGGAAACGGUAUCUACGGAAACGUUACUUUUUUUUUAGUUUUUAGGGAGCAUUUUAUCAUAGUUAUUAUUUUUCGGCAAAAUUGAUUACAUCUACGGGAAGGCAAACGAACGGUAAAUGAGACGCGAAACGCGAAGGUAAAAUUAUGCAAUAUUCAAUGAUAAUUUUUAAAAUAUUUUUUUUGUGUACGUUCUGGAGGCAGAGUUGAAAACCCGAAAAUAAAACUCAAAACCUGCAGUGGAAUAACGAUUUGUAAUUUAAAGUUUAGUUGUAACACAUUUUCCAGGUCGACGAUAGUAAGUGCGAGGGAGCCACCGCGACGACGAAAUGCUUACUCAGCAGGCUACGAUGAGAUCACCCCGUCAACGGGCCAGCGCUGCCAGACCGUAUGCGCGUUCUUUCGUUUGUGUUUUCCAUAAUGAUUCGUUCAAAAGUGUUUACAUUUUUACUUACUGUUUAGCUAUUACUUUCCGUUACCCAUUUUUGUUGCUAUUUAUCGUUAUUUUUUCUACUGCAUCCAUUACUUGUUUUGAUUAUUGUACAUCUUUGUUGACUUCGACUAUUACUACUACUUCUACCUUCCUUGUUUCGGCUGGCAGCACUGACAACCGAUUUGGGGGUAAAGAAAACAAUAAUAGAAAGAAAAAAAACCAACAGCAGCCAGCUAAGCAAUCACACGCGACCUCGGCAGAACAUAAAAAGUAAUAAAGUAAAUAUUAACGUUUAGAUGUUAUUCUUAAUUGUAUGCGCUGUAUCGGGAAAAGUCGGAAAAACUAUAGUAGAGAAGCUACAAAAUAAAUGAAAAUCAAACAUGGAUCGGACUAAUCCAGGAACGUGAGAGAGAGAGAGAGCAAAACACUGCUAGGGAACAUAGAAUGGAAACAAAAAUCAUAUUUGUAUAAAAAUAUAUAUUGAGAAGUUAUUAUGUUAAUUAUAUAUUUUUUUAUUUUAUAUUGUAUUUUGAUUAAACGUAAAUUUUAAUUAUUUUAGAUAAAAUUAUCCUUAUUUCUAGUUUACACAAGACAGGCAUGCCAAGUAAAAAAAACAUCUUAACUGCAGCAAAUUCAGACAGAACUCGUAGCGAAAAGUUUGAAACACAUAUUAUGCAACAGAAAAUAACAUUGAACGAUUUCUCCUUCUACCGUAAAGAACGUAUUCAUAGAAAUACAAUUAUUAAAAUAAUUAAUUAAUUUUAAACUAUCCAAAAGCCUCCACACACUAUUUUUUUUAUUUAAUGUUUACAACGUUUAAUUUUAACGAUACGAAAAGUACGCAAACCAUAGCUACUGUCUCCAGUUCUCGUUUUCAUUGUCAAACUAGUUUAGCAAAAUCAAACAGAAGCGAAAUAUGGAUUACAAGAAUAUAAAAAAAAGAAGCAUAUUAAGUAUCACCGAAUUUUAACCUUAAACAUAAUGAAGCAAAAUAGUUUUAAUCUCUUUAUCUAAACAAAGUAAAACAAAAAUAACUAACUUCAAUCAACCAAGAAAAUAAUUCAAACAGCAACAAACACAACACCAUACAGUAAAAACAAUAAGCGACAAAUGGAGUUUACGCCUCAAAUCACAAAACAACAAUAACAAAAUGAAAAAGAUAAAAGAAAAGUCAAUCAAUCCCCCUUGAUUUUGGAGACGUCAGGUCAGCCAAGCGAACACCACCUUAGCCAUUCAAAAUAAGGCAAAAACUGAACCAACUGAGGAGACCAUAAGAAGAAAAAAAAAGUUACUCCAAAGCAUGGAUAUCCAUGCACACACACACGCAGACGAGGAACAAGAAUGAUUUCUCAUACCCUCCCCACACACACACACACACCCACACCCAAAACAUGCAUAGAAAUGCGAUCAGGAGAAAUUUGGUGGACCGAGUCCAGAGCCAACUUUGCUUACCAACUGAAACAAAACUGUCACUCAGUCACAUCAAUCGUAACAUCAUCAAUCAUCCUCGCACACAUAUAUUCACACUUAGCCAUAUUCUCCUGACAUUCCUUCUCCCCACCAUCUCUACCUUGCUUUCUUGCUCCAUAACUGUCAAGUCUGUCACUGUCUCCAGUUAACCAGUUUUUGGUUUUUUACCAUUCAUCCUCGCCUGUCGAUUUUUUUGUUUGUUUGUUCGACUUUUAUGUUACCCUUUUGUUUGUUUUGUGUUUUGAAGUAACGAACAAUCGCAUUUUUCUCAAUAGUUUUAAUCAUCCCUAAUCCUAUCCUAACUCCUGUACGCCCGCACACACACACACAUCUCAUCUUAUUCUUACUAUUAAAGCAAUUUCCAAUCAUAUGAAGUAAAGAAAACACUACAUGCAACACAGAAAUUUUCAACUCUAUUAUUUUCACAAACAUUUUGCUCAAAUCAAUGUUGAUUGUUUCUUCUUUCACUACUAACUUUCGAUCACCACCAUCAUUAUCAUCAUCAUCAUCAUCAACAUGUCACAAAUUCAACCCAAAAACAAAAACACAGUAGGCAGUUAAACGAAACAAUGAAGCAAGAAAAGAUAAAUACAAAGCAGAAGCAGGACAUCAUAGACAAAACAACCCACAGUAACUUGCUUGCAGGUCCAUUUAUACGAACACAGUAAGAGAGUGAUAGAAUUGAGAAGAAGGAUAAAGCCCCGACGUCUUGAAGGCUGCUCGAAAAGAAAACUUUGUAAACUGCCAAGAUUUAGAGAAACCAACCGGAGCAAAAAUAGCGAAUAUAACCGAAUCAGGCAGCCUUCAACCGCGCGGCGUUUCCUCUACCGUCAGGCAAUUCGGUUGUAAUGAAAGAUACAGCAGCAAAACAGAUGCAGAGAGAAAGCGUCAAAAAGAGAAGAAGCAAGUAACGAAUAAAUAAAGAUAAACAACCUUUGUAUCUUCUCUACAUACGAAAGAAAAAUAAAUGAAAAUAAAUGUUA
This is a messenger RNA of Malaya genurostris, 7714 nucleotides long. It is a transcript of the gene Syp, whose product is annotated as heterogeneous nuclear ribonucleoprotein R. The record is from RefSeq and is a predicted model, not a curated record. Gene Ontology annotation, cellular component: ribonucleoprotein complex; nucleus. Bases 235 to 1941 code for a protein of 568 amino acids. NCBI's taxonomy places the organism in Eukaryota, Metazoa, Arthropoda, Insecta, Diptera, Culicidae. Gene Ontology annotation, molecular function: mRNA binding. The transcript is spliced from 12 exons.